AUGGGUCGAGGAGUAGAAUCUGAACUGAGGAGAUGGAGGGAACGUGCAUCUGCAGGAAAAGUUAAGCAGAAGAGGGACUGGCAACUUCACAUCCGUUAUGUUCAGGUUCGUGACAACGGCGUGUACGAAUGUCAAGUGUCAUCUCACCCUCCCGUCAGCCUCUUCUCCACUCUUCACGUCCUGGAGGCGUCGGCAGAGAUCUUGGGAGGUCCUGAGAAAUACAUGACUGUGGGAAGCUCCUUGAGACUGGUGUGUGUGUUAAGAGACAACACCCAGCCUCCUACCUACGUCUUCUGGUACCAUGACGACCAGAUGAUUAACUACCACCUGACAAGGGAGGUACGAGUGGAGACCAGUGGUGGUGUGAGUGUCUUGUCCCUUGACAAUGUUAGGCCAUCAGACUCAGGAAACUACACAUGUUCCCCGUCCAACACCCAGCCAGCACACAUCUCUAUACACGUGUUGAAGGGAGGGGAGACUCCGGCAGCCAUACACUCUCUAGCAGAGAUGAUCCAACCCUCAACACUGCUAGUGUUACUGACGUUCACCUCAACACUGCUCACACCCACAACACUCUGUAACAAGUUUCAGAUCUUUAAGAGAGGCGAGCAAGGGUGUGCAGUGACGUAGGCGAGUAGCAGGCGACCGUGGUGAUGAGGGCGGCAGCAAGAGCAGGCAACAGUUGUGGUGAGGGAAGCUGUAUGUGGCAGACAGCAACAGCAGUGACAGUGGUGGUGAUGGAGGCUGUGUGUGGCAGACAGUAGGAGCAGUGACAGUGGUGGUGAUGGAGGCUGUGUGUGGCAGACAGCAGCAGCAGUGACAGUGAUGGUGAUGGAGGCUGUGUGGCAGACAGCAGCAGCAGUGACAGUGAUGGUGAUGGAGGCUGUGUGAGGCACACAGCAGCAGCAGUGACAGUGGUGGUGAUGGAGGCUGAGUGGCAGAUAGCAGCAGCAGUGACAGUAGUGGUGAUGGAGGCUGUGUGUGGCAGGCAACAGCACUCUUCUAUAUAUUGUAACGAACUAAUAAGCACUGUCAACAACUAUAAAAACAUUGACACAAGAAGUCUAAUGUGGAAGUUGAAUGUUGACUGGAAGAUAGACUGACUUGCUGAGGCAGUGUAAGAUGACUGGUCGUCCAUCUGCUCGACCAGUUGUCUGAUCCAGUGAUGUUGAAUUAGAGGCAUAUUUGCUUCUUGCAAACCUUGAAGGUCAGAAUAAGUGACCGAUUGACAGGCAUUCUGAGAUGACCGGUCGACCAGCUGCUCGACCAGUUGUCUGAUCCAGUGACCAGCUGACAGGCAUUCUGAAUGACACUUGUCUCGCCAGCUGGCCCUCUUGCCGGCCGGUUGUCUGGCUUACUUAGUUCCUAGAUGGCUGGGUGACUAUCCUCACGAUAUUGUCAAUAGACACAUAAAAAAAUUAAACUGUGGCUGGAUACACAGACAAUAAUAGAGAUUUACCUUAUGAUGAAAUUCAGAAGUGAAAGUUCUGUUCA
Molecule: messenger RNA, 1494 nt
Organism: Cherax quadricarinatus
Lineage: Eukaryota; Metazoa; Arthropoda; Malacostraca; Decapoda; Parastacidae
Source: RefSeq, a predicted model, not a curated record